This is a messenger RNA of Mugil cephalus (flathead mullet), 5052 nucleotides long. RefSeq names its product solute carrier family 26 member 2 (gene slc26a2). Lineage: Eukaryota; Metazoa; Chordata; Actinopteri; Mugiliformes; Mugilidae. The transcript has 5 exons. Gene Ontology annotation, molecular function: bicarbonate transmembrane transporter activity; secondary active sulfate transmembrane transporter activity; oxalate transmembrane transporter activity. The coding region runs from base 120 to 2279 and encodes 719 amino acids. The record is from RefSeq and is a predicted model, not a curated record. Gene Ontology annotation, cellular component: membrane. Gene Ontology annotation, biological process: transmembrane transport.
GCCACAGGCUGCUACCGGAGGAAAAUGAAUUUGAGGCGGAAUGGAAGGCGACUCUCGGACCGUAACCUCAGAGUAACUCGGUAACUGUGGCCGUUUCGAGCUCAGAUCAGGGCUCCAACAUGCCUCAUGGGGAGGACGGCUGCACGUCCGUGGAGGAUGGAGCUGAGCCUCUCAUCCUGGAAAGAGUGGAGAAAGAAACGGAUGGGAAGUGGAAAACCGUCGCGUCGCAGCGGCUGAAGAAGCACUGCUCCUGCACAGCGGAGAAGGCCAAAUCAAAAGUGCUCGGCUUCGUUCCGAUUCUAACGUGGCUGCCGCGCUACCAGUGCCGGGACUGGAUUCUGGGCGACGCCAUGUCCGGGCUCAUCGUGGGAAUCCUGCUGGUGCCCCAGUCCAUAGCCUACUCCUUACUGGCCAGCCAGGACCCCAUCUACGGCCUCUACACCUCGUUCUUCUCGUCCAUCAUCUACGCCAUCCUGGGAAGCUCCAGACACAUCUCGGUGGGGAUCUUCGGAGUCUUGUGUCUCCUCGUGGGUCAGGUGGUGGACCGGGAGUUGGCUCUGGCUGGUUACCUAACAGAAAGCAGUGGCCUCAGUGUCAGCGGCAACUACAGCAUCCUAACGGGUAACGACAGCGCCGGGGUGGUGUGCGACAGGAGUUGCUAUGCAAUCACAGUGGGAGCAACCGUUACCUUUACGGCUGGGGUUUAUCAGGUGCUAAUGGGACUUUUGCAGGUCGGCUUCGUGUCCGUCUACCUCUCCGACUCCCUCCUCAGUGGCUUCGCUACCGGAGCCUCUCUGACCAUCCUCACUUCCCAGUGCAAGUACCUGCUGGGCCUGAAGAUCCCCAGACCCCAGGGCUGGUUCACUCUGAUCAAGACCUGGUGCAGCAUUCUCGCCAACCUGGGAAACACCAACAUCUGUGACCUUAUCACCAGUUUGGUGUGUUUGGCGGUGCUGAUACCCGCGAAGGAGCUCAACGAUCGCUUCAAAUCGAAGCUAAAGGCUCCAAUCCCCUUUGAGCUCUUUGUGGUGAUAAUUGCAACCGUCGCGUCUCACUUUGGCAACUUCAACACCGUCUACGGGUCGAGCGUGGCCGGUAAAAUCCCCACGGGCUUCCUCCCUCCCCAGUUGCCUUCGUGGUCCCUGAUCCCCAACGUGGCCGUCGACGCCUUCUCCAUCGCCAUCGUGGGAUUCGCCAUCACCGUCUCGCUGUCGGAGAUGUUCGCCAAGAAGCACGGCUACACGGUGGACGCCAACCAGGAGAUGUACGCCAUCGGCUUCUGCAACAUCCUGCCGUCGUUCUUCCGCUGCUUCACCACCAGCGCCGCGCUGACCAAGACCCUGGUCAAGGAGUCGACCGGGUGCCAGACUCAGGUGUCCGGGCUGGUCAGCGCUCUCGUCCUGCUGCUGGUGCUUCUGGUCAUCGCGCCGCUCUUCUAUUCCCUCCAGAAAUGUGUUUUGGCGGUCAUCAUCGUGGUGAACCUCCGCGGCGCCCUGCGGAAGUUCACCACCAUUCCCAGCAUGUGGCGCCUCAACCGCAUCGACGCCUCCAUCUGGCUGGUCACCAUGGCGACGUCGGCGCUGGUCAACACGGAGCUGGGUCUCCUCGUUGGGGUGCUGGUGUCGGCCUUCUGCGUCCUGGGCCGGACCCAGCAGGUCCAGGUCCUGGAGCUGGGCCGGGCUUCGGCCAGGGAGCAUUACGAAGACCUGUCGUCCUACCGCGGCCUUCGGACGCAUCCCGGAGUGGCCGUCUUUAGGUACGCGGCGCCGAUCUACUACGCCAACCAGAGCUUGUUCAAAAAGUCCCUUUACAAAUGCGUGGGGCUCGACCCCGUGAAGGAGAAGACGCAGCGGGUCAAGUUCAAGAAGAACAAACAACAGAAGGAGGUGGCAGGAAACCAAAAUAUAAAGUCAGAGGAGAAAAAGGACGCGCUGAAAGAGGUCGAAGCUGAUGCAACUGCAACACUAGUGAAUGACAAGAACUCUUCUUGUAGCGUACGCAGCAUCGUGAUCGACUGCAGCGCCAUCUUGUUUCUAGACACCGCCGGAGUGAAUGCUCUCAAAGAGGUCCAGAAGGAUUAUGGAGAACUUGGGGUCAAGGUUGUCCUGGCUCAGUGCAGCACCUCAGUCCUCGACACUCUGGAAAGAGGAGGUUACUAUCCCGACAAAAAACAAGAUGAUGUAGGGGAGAACAGAAUGAUCUUCUUGACCAUCGACGACGCCGUCCGCUACGUCCAAAGCCUUUGUACGCCCAAUGGAGAUUAUGACAGCAGGUGCUGAAACCCGUCUAUAUAUAUAUAUAUAUAUAUCUGUGUUUACAGGUGAGCAGUGAAUAUCUCACAUAUCACAAAUGACACGGUUGCCGAUGUGCCUUGAAAUUUUACAGAAAACAAUCCCUUUUUUAGUCGCUCGAGACAAAUCUUUAUUUAAAACUUUUAUUUUUACAGAAUGUAAAACGUUAGAAGGGCUCUUCAGACUUCAGAAUGAGUUCAGGACCAGUCAUGUGUAGCGUUAUACACAUAAUAACUAACAUAAUAAUGCCGUGCAGCUCUUGUCCAACCUUAAAGAUGAAGAUGAAUGUUAUUAAUAAAUGUGAUGCACGCAUGGCUUUUUCUAUGUGUGCAAACAGAGAAAUUGAUCAAAAUGCCGCCUGCAAACCUUAAAUAAUUUAUUUUGAAUGUAGCCACUGCAGUAAUGCAGACUUCUCUCAUACAAGUAAUAGUCAAAGAAUGCACCAUCUGCUUUUAAUUUUCCAGCCUCCAUGUAACCAGACGCCUUUAUAGUUUUUAGAAACGAUGUGUAGCCUCGUGUAGCCAGACUUAAGUCUUAUCAGAAUACGAGCAAAUACGUUUGGAUUUCAUUACGCAGCACUUUUACGUUUCGUUUCUGUCCAUCGCCGCAUCAACCAUCUGAUUGGUGGUGAAGGCGGAUUUUUGCAGGGAACAUAAUCAGUUCCCAACAGACAGAUUCCAGAAACUACUUUCUGCCAAAAUAAAGAAGGGAAGACAAAAGGGAAGCUGCGCACACUGUGAAUGUCAUGUCAGGCCCUUUGACGUGUGAAUAAUAGUCGCCUAUAAACUGUUGCUACUAGACAAACUAGUUUGUCAUUCCUACAAAACAGGUCAGGCUUUAUUAUAUUUCAGCGGAGGUUAUUUUAUUAAAACUGGAAUGACUUUAUGUCGGUCGCUAAUCCGUGUUUGCCGAAGGUGACGACUUUAUUGACCGACGCUUCGUCCUGUCAGCUGAGUGAUGAAUGGGGGGCAAAGUUUGAGUGAAAGAUAAACUGUUGUGCAGCGAUGGCCGUGGCGAGAUUUGCGUGUUAACCCUCCGCAUUCUUUUUCUGGUGAUGAAUUGUGGCCGCGCCCGUCCCUCUCGGUCCUAACGUCCGUGGGGAACGACUGUUUCUCUAGUUAAACAGAGCUGGAGGGGCUUCAGCAGAGCAAAUAUGGCCACAAAGGACUGUGGACCGUGACUCAGACAGUUGGACAGUCUGGUCUAAAAUCCUGUUGGGGCCAUGUUGUCUACAUAUGUGCUUUAGUUGCGUGUAUCAUAACCAAACGUGCCUCAUUAAACUACGUAGUAAGAUUAUUUAUAGAGCACUUGUAAUAACAUAUUUAUACCUGAGCACACUGUGUAAAACUUCAUCUCCUACCAAAAAAGAAACAAACCAAAUGUUACAGUGCAAGCAGCUGUUGUAUUUAGGGUUUUAAGGUUAAAAUAUUUUGCUUUCUAUCCUGAAACCAAACUGGAUGCACACGUAAAAGGUUUGUUUCAGGUUUAUUUUUCUUUAUUUCUUUACAGUUACACUAUGCACAUGUCUGUGUGUAAUUAGAGAAGCAGAUAAGCCAAAGUAGCUGACAGUAAAAUGAAUGUUACUGCUCGGUCUCGCUUUUAUAUUUGUGGUUAAACUGCUCUUGUUCUAUAACGGGGUUAAUAAAAUCUGUUGUGUUAAGGUGUCACGCGUUUAAACUGCACGAAUAUCAAUUAAGGGAAGGAUUCUGACAAUAACAGAAGUGUUGGGACUUGUGUUUUACAGCGAUUAGACUGCAGCCUCUGAGGCAGCAGCUCCUAUGAUCCAGAGAAAGGUUAACUGAACCGGAGCUCAGGGAAACUACCUUAAACUCAGAGCUGGAUUUGAUGUGGUCGUGUUUUGGAGUAUAUGUGUUUCUGGCCCAUUUCCUUCCAAUCCCACGUUCAAUUAAUCUGUGCAGUCAUGUGUGAAUACGGGGGAAAAAACCUGCAGAGUCUGUUGCACUACGCUAGAAGAAAACCAAAGUCUUAUUUUUCACCUAAAUUAAAAAAAGAUUUGGGAACUUGUGAAACUGGAAAAUUAGCUGAUCAAACGAAUGUGUUGGAGAGUUUCCUCUGUGUCUUCUGUUACGUUGCUGAACCUGAAAUGUUAGAAUAGUGAUUUCAUCCAUAUUUAAGAGUAACUGAUGUAGCUGCCUGGUGGAAAUCUAAGGGAAACUGAAGGUUUUAUCAUUCACGUGCCCCUGAAUCAGUAAAAAUGCGUCAAAGUAAACUGUGUCCGCGUCCUUUUUCUUUCUUUUUUUUUUUCUUGUGAGCGCUGUUUACUCAGCAAACAAGUAGAAGUGUUCAUUGACUCAUUGGUUCCUGCUUAUCUCAGAGCAGUGACAGACUCUCAGAGAAGAAAAUCCUGUCUUAUCUAAAUGUUUAUAAAACGGGCUGUUUCUUGGGGUUUUAAACUGCGUCUGUUUGCCAAAGAUCACAAAUAUUUCGAGAGGCCUUUCGUCAUGUGGCAGACUCCUAAAUUUAGCAAUAUCUACUAGUGCUUUAGUUUUAUUCUAUUUUUAAAGUUUUAAUUCUUGUAGGAACCUAAUUCACUUUUUUGUUAUGUAAAGAUCUUUUCACUCCUCCUGCACCUUUUAUCUUGUUUGGUAGUUUAGAGCUCGGUUUGUUCGGCUCACCACACUGGUUUUUGACCACAUCUUGAUUUGUCUUAUCGAGCCGUUCUUGAUUAUUUUUUCCCACUUUGGGGGCUGUGGUAACAGUAUCUUCAUUUUGCUCAACAAAUAAACACAUUUAGUUUUAA